Messenger RNA from Cuscuta campestris, 1016 nucleotides. Lineage: Eukaryota; Viridiplantae; Streptophyta; Magnoliopsida; Solanales; Convolvulaceae. The record is from the annotation of a GenBank genome assembly.
ACCGUUCAAGCCCAUUAGCUAUUUAGCUCAAUCUGAUUUUCUUCUGAUUCCAAGCGCAGGCCGCAGCGACGUCGGAACUCAACAAGCCAACAACUGCCGUCCGACUACUUCGAGUAUUCGAGCAAUCCGCCGCUCGGCCACUCCGUCCGCGGUCCGCCAGCAGUCCAGCAGCUGUGCAGCGCAAACUCGAACUCCAGUUCUAUAGAAUUUGAUACGUCUUGCUGAUUGCUGGGUGGGUGAAUGAAUGGAGAAGCCGAUUAUGCAAUCAAACCAUAGCCUCAAGAAUAGUGUGAGAUGUGCCCAUUGCGCCGGUCCACUAUCCAACGAGAUGGAGGCUAGCGAGUGGACAGUUCCACCUUUGAUAAGAGAUAGUUUUUCCAUGAUUGGUUCUGCUGUUGGCGGCACAGUAAGUGCGUUUUAUGGCUUCAACCAUGUGAUGCCUUUUGUUAGAAAGGGGAUUAAAGGUCCCAUGUGGCUACAUUUCCUUGUUGGAGCUCCACCUGUAAUUAUUUUCUCAUCAGCAUGUGCAGGAUUGGCUGGUGGUGCUGUUCCAGCAGCUGCACAACUUGCGUCAUCUUCUUAUCAUGCUGCACUCUCAUCUUCUUCAACAUUACACCCUCCAUCCACCACCCACGAGGAAAAGGAGAUCAAGUCUCGACCAUCCUCCACUCUAUAGCACGACCGAGCACUGGACUCUUCGGUCUCCUCCUGUCUAUCUUUCCUAUGCCUCUCAGGGAAACCAUAAUGCGUCACGUUUCGUCAGUACGUCAUCUACUCCUUUUUGGAAAACUCAACUGUUCGUACACUACUUAUGGUGAUACAUAUUUUGUGUGUGUGUGUGUGUUAUGUUUAUACACGUAGCCAUUUAGUUUGAUUGAAGAGACGGAGUCAUGACAACAUUCAUACAUAACGUUUUGCCUAGUUAUGUCUAUAUAUAUGCGCCAAUGCACAUAUUCAAUGAUAAACAUUUUGUUAGUUGUAUCUACGUAGAAAUUGAACCGGAGACACCUCAGUAU